Molecule: messenger RNA, 2132 nt
Organism: Hyla sarda
Lineage: Eukaryota; Metazoa; Chordata; Amphibia; Anura; Hylidae
Gene: TMEM161B
Product: transmembrane protein 161B
Exons: 13
Coding region: 211-1668 (485 amino acids)
Source: RefSeq, a predicted model, not a curated record
UACAUGGGUAUGACGUCACCAGAGGUCCUUCAGCUCACUAGGAAAUAGUAUCUACGGCGCCGCCAUGUUGCUGUAUGAAGGGGCCCUAGCAUGACCUCCAGCACAAGAAGUGUUGUGGUGCCGGUGACUGCGGAGAACGUGUCUAUAUAUGAUAUCCGAACAAAGUUCCUCGUGUCUUAGAGUGUUGGAGAACAAGCCUUCAGUACAAAGAUGGGUGUGAUAGGAGUGCAGCUGGUUGUCACGAUGGUGAUGGCCAGUGUCCUACAAAAGAUCAUACCACACUACUCUUUGGCCCGCUGGCUCCUUUGCAAUGGAAGCUUAUACUGGUACCAGCAUCCUACAGAAGAUGAGUUACGAACACUUGCUGGAAAGCAGCAACUGAAAGGAAAGAGCAAAAAAGAUAGAAAGUUUAAUGGCCAUAUCGAGAAUAAACCUCUCACUAUUCCCAAAGAUAUUGACCUUCAUUUGGAAACGAAGACUGUUACAGAAGUUGACACCUUAGCACUCCACUAUUUCCCUGAAUAUCAGUGGCUUGUAGACUUCACCGUUGCUGCUACUGUUGUGUAUCUGAUCACUGAGGCUUAUUACAGCUUAAUGGCUCCUUCACAGGAGAUGAAUAUCAGCAUAGUGUGGUGCAUGCUUGUCCUGGCAUUUGCCAUUAAAGUGCUGUUCUCUCUGACAACCCAUUACUUUAAAGUUGAAGAUGGCGGAGAGAGGUCUGUGUGUGUUACGUUUGGAUUCUUUUUCUUUGUCAAAGCCAUGGCAAUUCUUAUUGUGACAGAAAACUACUUGGAGUUUGGACUAGAGACUGGCUUCACAAAUUUUUCUGAAAGUGCUGUAAUAUUUCUUCAAAAACAAGGCUUGGAGUCUCAAGGUCCAGUAUCCAAACUUACUUUUAAGUUUUUCUUGGCGGUGCUGUGCUCUCUCAUUGGAGCCUUUCUAACAUUCCCAGGACUGCGUUUGGCUCAGAUGCAUCUUGAUGCCCUAAAUCAAACAAAAGAAACACUGACACAGUUUAUGCUUCAUAUUAAUUUUUUAUCACCUUUGUUGAUGGUGCUGCUUUGGGUGAAACCUAUUACCAAGGAUUACAUUCUAAAUCCACCCCUGGGCAAGGAAACUGUACCUCUAAUGACGGAGGAUGCCUUUGAUACGGUUCGACUUUGGGUCAUUAUUUUCCUGUGUGGCUUAAGGUUAAUAAUGAUGAGGUACCAUCUACAGGCUUACUUAAACUUGGCUCAGAAAUGUGUGGAUCAAAUGAAAAAAGAAGCUGGAAGAAUAAGUACUAUGGAACUGCAGAAAAUGGUGGCUCGAGUGUUUUAUUACCUUUGUGUUAUUGCACUUCAGUAUGUGGCACCUAUGGUGAUGCUCCUGCACACAACCCUGCUUCUGAAGACAUUAGGUAAUCAUUCUUGGGGCAUCUAUGACUCAAAUUCUCCACUAGAAGCCAUGCAAGGAUCUAGCCCAGCUCUCUCGGAAGUGCCGUGUCCUGAAGAAAAAAUGAAAGCCACAGUUACACAAAUUACCAUGGCACUCGGGGGGUUAAAGAACAUUUUUACCCCGCUUCUCUUCCGGGGACUCUUAUCCUUUCUUACCUGGUGGAUAGCAGCUUGCCUUUUCUCUACAAGCCUCUUUGGUUUGUUUUAUCAUCAGUAUUUAAUAGUGGCAUGAGAUCAACGUGAUAGCAUUUAUACGAAAAGGACCAAGUAUAAGACAAGAAGCUGCAGUGGCCAGAGCACAUAGAUAUCAGCAGCAUCAUGUCUUGUAUCAAUGUUUCCUCUGUAUUCUCAGGGUAAAUAUUGUAUCAAAUCACUGUUGUGAGCUCAAUCUUCAUUACCUCAAUGGGCGAAGAAGACUUAACUGCUGAUUCAUAUAGCUAGAAUUAGGCCACAUGUACAUCAGCCCUAUCGUUGCGCUCUAAAUCUGCAACCUGUCAAAACAGGAAGCUAAUGUAGUGGAGCCCAGUGUGCUCAUUGGUGUUAAUGGGCCUAACAGUAUCUAAUUUUGACUGUGUUGGGGCCAUUUUCUAAACGUAUAUGCCUUAUUUUGACAGCUUGUUCAAGUAGAUCUGGACGAAAGGGCUAAAACGUAAAUGUAGCCUUAGUUUUCAUUCAUAAUUUUUUUUUUUUUUUUUU